Messenger RNA from Dictyostelium purpureum, 816 nucleotides. RefSeq lists its product as uncharacterized. NCBI's taxonomy places the organism in Eukaryota, Evosea, Eumycetozoa, Dictyosteliales, Dictyosteliaceae. Gene Ontology annotation, biological process: protein phosphorylation. The transcript is spliced from 3 exons. Gene Ontology annotation, cellular component: cytoplasm; nucleus. Bases 1 to 816 code for a protein of 271 amino acids. Gene Ontology annotation, molecular function: cyclin-dependent protein serine/threonine kinase activity; ATP binding. The record is from RefSeq and is a predicted model, not a curated record.
AUGAUGGAAGAUUAUUUUAUUUUAUCAAAAUGUGGCCAAGGUACAUAUGGGUCAGUUUUUAAAGCUAUACAUAAAAGUUCAAAUACUUUAGUAGCAUUAAAACAGAUUAGCGAUGUUGCACAAGAAGAUGGUACACCAGUCGAAAUUAAAUAUUUAGUUCAACUAAGAGAUUUACCAAAUAUAGUAUAUUUAAGAGAUUAUUUUUAUUCACAAGUUGAUGGAAAUAAUGUAUUAUUUCUUGUUAUGGAGUAUAUUGAAGGUGAUUUAUGGAAGAUAAUGUCAAACCCACAAUGCAGUUUAACAAUUGGUCAAAUUAAAUUAUUUACAAGACAAUUACUAGAGGCAGUCAAGCAAUGUCACAUUAAAGGAAUUAUGCAUAGAGAUAUAAAACCUGCCAAUCUAUUAAUCGAUUUAAAUGGUGAAUUAAAAUUAACAGAUUUUGGAUUAUCAACUUCCUAUACACAUAAAUACGAAAAAUAUCUUUCAAACAAUGUAGUUUCAUUAUAUUAUAGACCACCAGAGUUACUAUUAGGAACAAUAGCUUAUGGUCCAGAAAUCGAUAUGUGGAGUGUUGGAUGUAUAUUAAUGGAAAUGAUUAAUAACUCUUAUUUAUUUGCUGGUUCCGAUGAAACUGGACAGUUAGAUUUAAUUUUUAAAAUGUUUGGCUAUCCAAAUGAAAAGAGUUGGCCAGGAAUUGCACAAUUACCAGGUUGGAAUAGUUAUAUCAAUAGAAAACAACAAUCAACAUCACCAUCCUCUUCAUUAACCUCAACUCCUUCAUCAUCACCAUGUCCAUAUAGUUUAACAAUCAAAUAA